AAGUACUUGCAAACAAUUUGUCUAUUACUAUUUAAUUCAACAAUUGGGGUCAUAACAACUACAGUCACAUCGUGAACGUCUAACUAAGAUGGCACGAUUAUUUUUAUUAUUGUUGGUGGUCAAUUACGUUUACAGUGCGAACAUUUUCUUUUACAGUCCGGUAUGUUCAAAAAGUCACUUCAUUUGGAAUUAUGCUCUAGUUAAUGGAUUAAUUGCCAAAGGGCACAAUGUUACAUUUUUCGAUUCCUUUUCUAAACAAAUACCUGAAACUGAUUUGUAUCACCCUGUGGAUUAUAAAUACUUGGUCUUAGAAGGAGAUGCGGAAGAAUUUCCGGAAGGAAAUAUAGCGAAACAAAUUCCACACUUCAUGUUGUUAAUGGAGGAAGUGUGUGAGUUCGUCUACAAAUCCGAAAACUUGGACACAAUCUUACAAAACAAAGACGAAUACAAAUUUGAUAUGGUCAUUACCGACCUCACCAUUUUUCCGUGUGGAGUAGCCCCACUUCAUGCCUUUCCCGACAUCCCAAUUGUGGGUGUGACUGCAUUUUUAUUGCCGCCCGAGUACUCGCACGUUUUCGGCAACAAUUUACAACCAGCAUACGUUCCCCAAUACUUUUCCGAAUUGUCUGACGACAUGAGUUUCAUGGAGAGGGUGUACAAUUUUUUGGCGACCUAUGGAGCCGAAUUGGUGUAUUAUUAUUACUGGAACCAAUUUGAGGAGGCGGCUAAGAAGAAAUAUGGCCCGGAACACGCACCAUAUAUGAAAAACAUUGAUAGAGUAUCUUUGUUGUUGAGCAACACCAAUCCCUUGUUGGACUAUCCUCAGCCGUUACCCCCGAAUAUUAUUCCAGUUGGUGGGCUUCAAGCUAAACCAGCAAAGAAACUUCCACAGGAUCUGCAAAAUAUUUUGGACAAUUCAAAGGAUGGAGUAAUAGUAUUUUCGUUGGGCACAAACAUGAGAUCCGACAAACUCACACUUCAAAUAAGACAAACUCUUUUAAACGCAUUCAAACAACUAAAACAAACUGUUUUAUGGAAAUUUGAAAGCGACAUUGAAGGCUUGCCCAAAAAUGUCAUCGUACGUAAAUGGUUACCUCAAAACGACGUAAUUGCACAUCCAAAUGUUGUUUUGUUCAUCGGACAUGGAGGAGCUCUAAGCACUCAAGAAGCUUUGUACCACGGGGUACCUAUUAUAGGAAUACCCUUCUUCUUCGACCAAAUCAUCAAUGUUAAAGCUUUGCGUCGGAGACAACGCGGCGCUCUUCUAGAUUACAAAACGAUGAGUACCAAACAAAUCGUAGACACCAUUCGGCAAGUCAUUGAAAAUCCUAUAUACAAGAAGAAUGUUAAGGAAGUUUCGGAAAGAUUCAAAACUCUGCCAUUAAAGCCAUUGGAUGCGGCAGUACAUUGGGUGGAAUAUUCCUUAAAACACAACGGAACAUCCUUCCUAAAUCUUAAAUCCCGUCACAUGAGUUUCUUACAAUAUACCUGUUUGGAUGUAGUUUUAUUUCUCGUUGGAGUUGUUGUUGUAAUUUGCUUCAUUGUUAUGUACUUUGUUAGUAAAAUUUUAAAUCUAUUUUAUAAUAAAUCUACACACAAAAGAAAACAUGAAUAGUAGAAAUGUUAUAUCAAUUCUGGUUAUCAAACCCGAUUGUGAACUGUUGUCUAUAAACCUAACCUAACCUAUUAAUAACUAAUU
This is a messenger RNA of Aethina tumida (small hive beetle), 1699 nucleotides long. RefSeq names its product UDP-glycosyltransferase UGT5. The transcript has 5 exons. Bases 89 to 1615 code for a protein of 508 amino acids. The record is from RefSeq and is a predicted model, not a curated record. NCBI's taxonomy places the organism in Eukaryota, Metazoa, Arthropoda, Insecta, Coleoptera, Nitidulidae. Gene Ontology annotation, molecular function: UDP-glycosyltransferase activity.